AUGGGAGUGAUUUUUACCGUCUAUGACUCCAUUGUCAACUGUCUGCUUCGAUGUGGAGACAUCAGAGGAGGAAAACGAGAUUCAUUCUGCGGAGGCGAAGAAAUAGAGAAAUGGGGAAAUGUCAUACCAGCUGUGCGUGGUGUCCCUGUUACCAAGAAGGCUUCUACAGGGUUUGGAGAGGAUAGGCACGUUAGGCCGCUUGUCCUCAGGCCAGCUGUAUCUGGUGUCCGGGUUGUCGUGGAGAUUUCUCCACAGGUUUCACGGAAAAAUCGUACGAAAUCACUCGUUCAUAGGCCUGCUAGACUUCAAAUUCCCAGACGGCAAGAUAUUGCAGAAGAGGCGCGAAUCGCGCAACUACAACCAACACUUCCGCAUCGAACUCGAGUAACUGACAAGUCUCGCGAUUCAAGACGGGGAUACAAAGAUGCUGUGAGGAAGUGGACAGAACGCAAGAGAGAACGCGAAGAGAAGGGGAGACAGAAUGAGAGACAGAAACUCAGUGAAAACCGAGAAAGUGAUCGAUUGGAAAGUCCACAGGGCCAAAUCGAUCCUGCGAUCAUCAAACAAGAAAUUAAGGACACACAUGCAAAUCUUCAUCGCGCGGUUGGCAAGGAUGAACAUGAAACGCUUCGAGCAUGUAAUCCGCCUAGUGAUGAAAGCCACAGGAUCAUGCCGAUUUCAGAAACCAAAAUGUCGACUGAUACACUGAUCUCAGCUCUUGUUGCCGAAAUCAUGAAAGAAAGGCAACAUGUAGAUGAGGUGAAGAAUUUUGUUAUCAAAAAGCAUACUCUUGAAGAAUGGCAGAAUUGGGGUAAAAUCCUAGUGGAGCGAAUGGAUAAGCAGAAAAAGAACUGGGAAGAAUAUAGGGAGAUACGAAAGAAAGAAGGGUCGAGGGAUUAUGGACGCCAAAACUUCGAUAAAUCAACGAGGGGAGAAUUGCCAUGGGAGUCUCUUUCAAUUCAGUCGGUUUACUAUUGGGUAGAUAAGCUUGACAAGGUUCUUGAAGAAGCAGAGGAUCACUUGCCCAAGACUCAUUGCGAAUGGAAGGAAGUGGAGAAGAAAAGUGCGGAGCAAAGAGCGGCAAAGGGCGAGGAAGCACAGUUUGUGAGGACGAAAGUGCGGGACUACGUUGAGUCUGACUCUGAUGAUCCGUCGACUAUGGGACCGGUAAAGCGCAAGCGAUUACCUCUUCGACCGAAAAAUUAA
This is a messenger RNA of Botrytis porri, 1206 nucleotides long. RefSeq lists its product as uncharacterized. The record is from RefSeq and is a predicted model, not a curated record. Lineage: Eukaryota; Fungi; Ascomycota; Leotiomycetes; Helotiales; Sclerotiniaceae. The transcript has 2 exons. The coding region runs from base 1 to 1206 and encodes 401 amino acids.